Etheostoma spectabile (orangethroat darter) is the source of this 1776-nucleotide messenger RNA. RefSeq names its product nuclear distribution protein nudE homolog 1. Lineage: Eukaryota; Metazoa; Chordata; Actinopteri; Perciformes; Percidae. Gene Ontology annotation, biological process: chromosome segregation; microtubule nucleation; centrosome localization. The record is from RefSeq and is a predicted model, not a curated record. Gene Ontology annotation, cellular component: centrosome; kinetochore; kinesin complex. Bases 402 to 1439 code for a protein of 345 amino acids. The transcript has 8 exons. Gene Ontology annotation, molecular function: microtubule binding.
CCUGGUUUCUGUUUUUCACUGUGUUGGGAUAACACAUUCUGGCUAGCUAUUAGUUGCUUAGCUAGCCAUAUUAGCUUAGCCAUGGUAUAUGCACUUUCCAACACCGCUGUUCGGUUUAAAAAGUAGCUAACACGUUCACUUCCCAGCUUUUUCGUACUUAAUAGAAGUAAAUGUGAAAACAUAUCCCGGUAGUUUUUACUUGUCCCAGCCCAAGAUGCGUAGCGCUGUAGACUAAAGCUAGCGAACAUUGUUAGCAUAAGCUAACCUAUAACAGUUGUGCUGUUUGAAUGGUAAGGAUGUCUGUGCUGUAAUGGCAGAUAAAGACAGUAUUAGAAGCUGUACUAUGUUUUACUUUACAGUUAGGUCUCCCGUCCCCAUCAUCCUGAUACGAAGCAGCAGACAUGGUAGAGCCCUCAACACACAAGUUUGCAUCCCUACAAGAGGAGCUGGGCUUCUGGAAGGAGCAGGCAGAGGCACAUCAGCGGAGGGCUGACGAGGCUCAGGAGGAGCUGCAGGAGUUUCAGCAGAUGAGUCGAGACUAUGAAGCAGAACUGGAAACCGAGCUGAAGCAAUGUGAAGGUCGAAACAAAGAGCUGCUUAUAGACAACAACCGACUUCGUAUGGAACUGGAAAGCAUAAAGGAGAAAUUUGAGGCUCAGCAUUCUGAUGCUUAUAGGCACAUCUCAACCCUGGAGGAUAAUCUUGCACAAACCAGUGCAGUGAGAGAUCACCUGCAAAAAUAUAUCCGAGAGCUAGAGCAGUCCAAUGACGAUCUGGAGAGGACCAAAAGGGCCACCAUCAUGUCUCUGGAGGACUUUGAGCAGCGGAUGAACCAUGUCAUUGAAAGGAAUGCCUUUCUUGAAAGCGAGUUGGACGAGAAAGAGAACCUGCUUGAGUCCGUUCAGAGAUUGAAGGAUGAAGCAAGAGACCUUCGUCAGGAGCUGGCUGUACGUCAGAAGGAAAGACGGCCGUCCAGCAGCCUCGGCAAAGACACCGAUCGAGCAGAUCUGCAAUGCCCCUUAGCUGGUAACCCUUCCAUCCCUGUCACACCCUCCAAACCCAUCAGCUCAUUUGCAACGCCCCCUGCUUCCAGUAUCCGACGAGGGGACGGUCUAACAGGGACUCCGCUUACAACAUCUGCUAGAAUAUCUGCACUCAACAUCGUAGGGGAGCUGCUGAGAAAAGUUGGAAAUCUGGAGUCCAAGUUGGCGUCGUGUCGAGACUUUGUGUACGACACGUCUGUCAGCAGACCAGCACUUGCACCGGGCCCUGGUAGUCCUUCUGGCUUAGAAAGAGGCCCCGAGGUCCAAGCUAGCAGCAUGAGCCCCCCUCCUCAGUACGACAGUUUAGUGAAGCGGUUAGAGUUUGGACCAGCUCCUCCGAGAGGCAUCUCCCAGGGUGCCCAGUCUCCGCAGGCAGGGGUCAAGAUUCUGCUAUGAGGGACAAAGAAGUGGAAGCCCCUCCCUCCUUCAAUAACCUGACAACGACUUCCUUGUCCCCUUUCCAUCCUUGAUAAACUACAGCAAUUGAACUGAGCUGUCUUCCCUUGUCGCCACGUGCCCUGCUGAACUAUUUUGAACAAGAAAGCCACUCUCCUUGCUCCAUUCCCUUACAUAAUCAGCGCAUGGGCUUCUGCUGCCUCAGGCUAGUAUCACACCAUAUCUAUGAGAAGGAAGCAGCACCACAGCUUGUGUAAAAAUCAAAGAACGGAGAACCUACUGCUCACACUAUAUAUUCUGCUGUAUCUUUGACACUGUGGUGGGUAGCAUCUAAAAA